UCCCUUCUCGAGGAAGAAGAAGAAACAAACAAACCCUAAGAGAGAGAAAGAGGACGACGAAGAAACCCUAAGAGAGAGAGAGAGAGAGAGAGAGAGGAGCGAUGCCGUGUCUCAACCUCGCCACGAACGUGAGCCUCGACGGGGUCGACACUUCCGCCGUGCUCGCCGAAGCCACUGCCACCGUCGCCAAGCUCAUCGGCAAACCCGAAGCUUAUGUGAUGGUUGUUCUCAAGGGGUCAGUACCAAUUGCAUUUGGAGGGACCCAGCAGCCUGCGGCAUAUGGCGAAUUGGUGUCCAUUGGAGGACUAAAUCCUGAUGUCAACAAGAAACUGAGUGCUGGAAUUGCCAAUAUUCUGGAGACCAAAUUGUCCGUCCCCAAGUCGCGCUUCUUCCUCAAGUUUUACGAUUCUAAGGCUCAUCAGGCACAAGAAUAUGCUCAGUGUUUGCAUGCUUUACAUCAGCAAUAGAUCAUGGCUCCGACUUUGGAUGGAAUGGCACUACUUUCUAGGUGAACUCUUUCCUGGAUUGUUGGAUUAAAAUCUUUUCAAGUCUUAGACAUAUCAGGAUGCAUUGUUAGAACUCUAUGAUCGCUACGCUCUGAAGAAAGGGAUACGUUUUGCUUCUUUAGCUUACCAUGCCCAUAGCUACAUUCCAUGUCAAUAAAGAGAUUAUGAAAACUUUGGCUUGAAACAUGUGUGAUUCACUGAUUUGGCUUUCUUAGCAUGUGCUAAUGCUUGCUGGGUUUGAAUGGCCAGUGUUGCAAUCUAUAACGUGAAUAUGGUCCUUGCUUUGCUUUUGUCA
Messenger RNA from Ananas comosus (pineapple), 801 nucleotides. Its product is annotated as macrophage migration inhibitory factor homolog. Gene Ontology annotation, molecular function: phenylpyruvate tautomerase activity. The record is from RefSeq and is a predicted model, not a curated record. The coding region runs from base 102 to 467 and encodes 121 amino acids. Lineage: Eukaryota; Viridiplantae; Streptophyta; Magnoliopsida; Poales; Bromeliaceae. The transcript has 4 exons.